UUAGAAAUCUUGGUAGAAGAUAAAAUCACAUGACGUAGCCUCUGCGCGUUUCCUUGGAAGCACGAGGGCAUGUGAUGUGGUGCGCUUGAAUACGCUUCUCGGGGGCAAGUCUCAAACUGUUGGUUCGCACCCCAUGGAUUUUCCCAUUUGCACGGGCUACGUUAGUUGUGUUUGGGCUGGGCUGUGACUUUUCUGCGUUUGAACCCGAAAUCACAGGCGUGCCAUGGGUCCAUCACUGAAAAUUACGCAAUUUGCAGAGGUGCUGGUUUGGAUGAGAAGCAUCAAAUUUGUGUAGCUUGUUGCGUUGUUCAGGGGCAGGGGCGGGUUUUCAUUACUUCUACAAAAAGUUAGCCGAGGCUCUGUUCACUGUCAUAACGGAGACAGCUUCGAGCUCGAAAGAAGCUGCGAGCUUGUCAAUGAUACCUCUGCAUUGGUGUGGGGAGAAAGGAACCACAGUGAGAACUUGUUAAAGUAUUGAAUUAUAAUACACGUGUAGGCUAAACUAUUUGUUCCAUUCAUUAUCCUGAGGACACUCAAUUAGUAUACAAAGAAUGGAUGUAACAAACCAAACAUUUGAUCCUCGCUGCAGGCAGCAGCCACCACUCGCGAUCGACAUCAUCUUAAAUUUAGACCUUUUUGGAAUCAUCCUCUAUUCAAUCCUCACAUUCAUGGCUGCCGUGGCCGUGCUGGUUUUCAUUGAGGAGUGCGUGUACAUCUACAGAAAAGUGCCCGCGAAUAAGAAGAGCAUCAUCAUCUGGGUGAACGGCGCUGCACCGAUAAUUGCCACCAUGUCUUGUUUGGGCAUGUGGAUACCAAGAGCCACUAUGUUUACUGACAUGACCUCAGCAACAUACUUUGCAGUUGUGGUCUUCAAGUUCUUGAUUCUGAUGAUUGAGGAGUGUGGGGGUGAUGAAGCCUUCCUGAAGCAGUCAGCGAAAAAAACCUUCAGGAUAAGCACAGGACCAUGCUGCUGCUGCUGCCCGUGCCUUCCCAGGGUCCCCGUCACAAGGCGGAGUCUCUUCCUCCUCAAGUUGGGCUCUUUCCAGUUUGCGUUGAUGAAGAUGGUCUUCACGAUCCUCUCCAUCGUCCUGUGGACCAAUGGGAACUUUGAGCUGACCGAUCUGAACAUCACUGGAGCUGCGAUCUGGAUCAAUCCCUUUGUGGGCGUCCUGACCAUCAUCGCUCUUUGGCCCGUCGCCAUCAUGUUCAUGCACGUACGCAUCACACUGCGGACCCUGAAGAUCAUCCCCAAAUACGCCAUGUACCAGCUGGUGCUGGUGCUGAGUCAACUGCAGUCGGCCAUCAUCAACAUCCUGGCCAUGAACGGCACCGUUGCCUGUGCACCCCCCUAUUCCUCACAGGCCAGAGGAUACCUGAUGAGCCAACAGCUGCUGAUUCUGGAGAUGUUCAUCAUCACGCUGGUGACGCGGCUGCUCUACCGGCGUCAGUACGACCCUUUGCCCCUCGCGGAGGACGACGACGAGAAGGAGAAGAUGGUGUUGCCCUCGGAGACCAUCGAGAACACAGCAUGAUCUUGCUGGCGCGACUCAUGUGCUUGUGUGAGCAUGUAAACUGAACUGGGGACACACUAACUGGCAUCACGAGGAAGUGACCUGUCCUGCUUUGAGGAAGAGGAGAGGAAGACAGAUUCUCCUGUAAUCGCUGACAACAUUCUUCUUGGUUCCUUUUUCCAGAUGUGCUUGUGCUUGUCUAAGGUUUUGCUGUCUUCACAAUUUGACCCUUUCAAAUUGUGAAAGUCCUGUCCACCAAACUUAGCGAAGGGUUAAUUUGACCAAAGGCUAGUCAUCCAAUCUGUUUCGAAGGCUUGAGACAGAGUGCACACACAUUUCUAUGUGGAUGAAUAUAUAUGAACACACAAUAAUAUUACAACUAUGAGAACAUUUCAGUGCUCUUUUCUGUGUGAAGUCAGAGUUGAAUAUAUGCAUCAGAUCAAAUGAAUAUGCGUAUACAUGUAAUUCAUUUAAAGAUUUUUACUAGGACAUAAUAUGAUGAAUUAUAAUCUUAUUUUUGAGGGAUAAUGCUUCAUUGUCAUGCAAUAAAUACAAUUAAGUACUGUAUUGAAUCUGAUGCAUCUACGACUACCACUGUACAAAAAUACACACAUGAAGUUAUGACUAUGACCAAAUAAAUUUUAUGAAAGUCUA
Alosa alosa (allis shad) is the source of this 2165-nucleotide messenger RNA. RefSeq names its product solute carrier family 51 subunit alpha (gene slc51a). Gene Ontology annotation, biological process: transport. NCBI's taxonomy places the organism in Eukaryota, Metazoa, Chordata, Actinopteri, Clupeiformes, Clupeidae. The record is from RefSeq and is a predicted model, not a curated record. Gene Ontology annotation, molecular function: transporter activity. The coding region runs from base 552 to 1532 and encodes 326 amino acids. The transcript is spliced from 8 exons.